Molecule: messenger RNA, 1484 nt
Organism: Hyla sarda
Lineage: Eukaryota; Metazoa; Chordata; Amphibia; Anura; Hylidae
Product: keratin, type I cytoskeletal 15-like
Exons: 8
Coding region: 39-1445 (468 amino acids)
Molecular function (GO): structural molecule activity
Source: RefSeq, a predicted model, not a curated record
UGCUUCAAACCCAUUCCUAAAAACCACUUAUUUCCACCAUGAGCUCCAGUUUCAGUCAAGCCAGCUUCUCUAGAGGGAGCAGUGGUGUCUCGUCCAGACUGUCUGAUGGGAUCUUCAGAACAGCCGGUGUCUAUGGUGGUGGAUUUGGUGCAUCUUCAGUACGUGGUCUAGGUGCUGGAUUUGGUGGUGGAGCAGGCUAUGGCUCUGGAUUUGGUGGUGGAGCAGGCUUUGGUGGUGGAGCAGGCUUUGGUUCUGGAUUUGGUGGUGGAGCAGGCUUUGGCUCUGGAUUUGGUGGCGGAGCAGGCUUUGGUGUCGGUUCUGGCUCAUCCUUCAGUGCCAGCUUUAGUGGUGGUGGAGGUGGAGAUGGAUUGUUUUCUGGAAAUGAGAAGUAUACCAUGCAGAACUUGAAUGACCGUCUUUCCAACUACCUGGAUAAAGUCCGAUCCUUGGAAGCAGCAAAUAAUGAUUUGGAGGCCAAGAUCCGAGACUGGUAUUCAAAGCAGGGGUCUGUGACAGUUCGUGAGCAGAGCUUUGCUGGCUUCUACACUGCAAUUGAUGAACUUCGUGACAAGAUUUUCUUGGCAACGAUCAACAACUCAAGAGUAGUUUUGGAGGUCGACAAUGCCAGACUGGCUGCUGAUGACUUCAGGCUUAAGUACGAGAAUGAAUUUUCUCUGCGCCAGAGCGUGGAGAGUGAUAUCAGUGGACUUCGGCGCGUCUUGGAUGAGCUGUCAAUGACAAGAUCAGAUCUGGAGCUUCAGAUUGGAGGCCUCAAGGAGGAAUUGGUUUACCUGAAGAAGAACCACGAGGAGGAACUUAGCGAGAGCAAACAGCAAGCCGCUGGAACCGUCAAUGUGGAGUUGGAUGCCGCUCCUGGAAUUGACCUGCUCCAGACUCUCAAUGACCUCAGGGAACAGUAUGAACAUAUUGCAGAGAAGAACAGAAAAGAGGCUGAAGCUUUAUUCCUUAGUCAGGUUGAAAGCUUGCAGAAAGAGGUUGUCACCAGCACACAGCAAGUACAAUCCAACAAAAGCGAGAGCACAGAAAUAAGGCGCAGUCAACAAGGAGCAGAAAUGGAACUUCAAUCUCUGCUCAGUGCUAGAGCCACCCUGGAAGCCACCUUAGCAGAGACAGAAGGUCGCUAUUCUGCGCAGCUUUUCCAGCUACAGUCUAUUAUCAGCGGCGGGGAAGCACAGCUCGCCGAUCUCCGCUCGGAUCUGGAACGCCAAAACCAGGAGUACAAAGCCCUGCUGGACAUCAAGAGCAGACUGGAGCAGGAGAUCGCCACUUACCAUCAGCUCCUGGAGGGAGAGGGUGGACAAAUUGCCAGCGGAGCGUUGAAAUCAGGAUCCAGCUCAACAACCACGACCAAAAUUAUUACAGAGAAAGUUGGCGGGAAGGUCAUCUCCUCCUCCUCCUCCUCCUCCUCAAUAAGCAGAUAUUAAGAUCUUGUUGGCGAGCCAAGACCAGUUCUACAUCCCCAG